Molecule: messenger RNA, 834 nt
Organism: Ruditapes philippinarum (Manila clam)
Lineage: Eukaryota; Metazoa; Mollusca; Bivalvia; Venerida; Veneridae
Exons: 1
Coding region: 1-834 (277 amino acids)
Cellular component (GO): Golgi apparatus
Molecular function (GO): glycosyltransferase activity
Source: RefSeq, a predicted model, not a curated record
AUGACACGUCAUAAUUUGAUGGAUAACAAACACAUACAGUUAUUGUUUUCAAAUGAAAUUAAUUACACUGACGAAGCAGUGUCUGUUCCAAAGAAAUCGACAGAUGUUCAAUAUAAAACUAAUUGGGUUAUUAUAAUGGCACUGAACGAUGGUUAUUUGGAUUUCUUUCUGAAUUGGUUUUCUUCGUACAAACAAAGCAAUGUUUUAGUUCCAAUAGUGCUGGUCGCUGAGGACAAAGCCGUUUAUGACAAGAUUAAAAAUUUUCAAUUCAGUAUGAUCACUGUAAAAGAAAGCAAUAAUAGUGAAAUAAAUAGUACUGUUGUAUUUCAGAGUAGAGCAUUUAUGGACCUGACGUUAAGGCGUCACACGUAUGUUUUAAAUCAUCUUCUUACGGGAAGAGAUGUUAUAUUUUCUGACACCGAUACUGUAUGGUUGAAAAAUCCAGUACCAUAUUUUACAGGAGAUUAUGACAUUUGGAUGCAGUAUGAUACACCGGAAAUACUGUGCCCGGGAACAAUGGCGGUCAAAAGUAACAAUGAGACGAUCGAUUUCUUUAGAAAAUUAACUAGAGGGUUAGAAACUUAUGCCUAUUCUGACCAACCAUUUUUGAACGAUAGACUCAAGAAAUCAAACCUACGCAUUAGAGGACUAGAUAAAAAUUUGUUUCCUUCAGGAAAGCUGUAUUUCCAAUUCCUCACAAAAAAGCAGAAAGCGGAAGUUGUUGUUGUACAUAACAACUGGAUUAAAGGUCAUGACCGAAAAGUAGACCGAUUUAAAAGAUUUAAUCUAUGGUUUAAUGACAGGACGAUUAAAAAGAUAAGAAGAAAGACAUAG